Molecule: messenger RNA, 2733 nt
Organism: Plutella xylostella (diamondback moth)
Lineage: Eukaryota; Metazoa; Arthropoda; Insecta; Lepidoptera; Plutellidae
Source: RefSeq, a predicted model, not a curated record
AAAGAUCUAAUGAGCAGGCAGGCCUCACCAAAAUCAAGCAAUACUGAUAUCUGUAAAUAUUGUAACCAGCCAAUCAAUAAAAACAACACAAAGGAUUUGGUAGUUCUCAAAGAUAUCCCUGAAAAGGGUUCUUAUCCGACAGAUACAAAAUCUAAUAAUUCAUCAUCAGUGUCAUUAAAUUCUAGACGAUUCUGUGAAAAAUGUUCUAGACCGCUAGGUGAAGAACUAAAUUCAAAAUCUGUUCAACCCAUAAAUAGUAAGAAUCUAUGUGAAAAAUGUGCUGCAUCAUUAAAGAAGAGUGUUCAAGAAAAACCUUCAAAUCCCAUGAAAAGUACGAGUGUAUGUGCAAAAUGCUCGAAAUCAAUUACUGAAAUAUAUGACAAAGAUAAAAAAAAUACCAACAAUAAUGAGGAAUUAUGUCAAAAGUGCAAGCAACAAAUACAACAAACAAAAUCGUCUUUACCAUCAAAUCGCAAGCAUUUAUGUAAAAAAUGUUCUCAGCGUAUUGGUGAAUAUUCGAGUAAUACACCAUCACUAACAAAAAGCAAAAUGGCUGACAAGUGUGAAAAAUGCUCUCAACUGCUAAAUAAUAUUAGUGAAAAAUCUUUUGAAAAGCGUACGAAUAUUAGUCCAAGAAAACCAAAAUCAGCGUCUUCUGUUAACGAGAGCUUUGAAUCAGCCAAAUGUUGCAACGGAAUCGAGAUUGUAACGGAAUUGGGGCCAAAUCAAAGUUGCGUACCUAACAGUGAUACGUACAUUCAAAACGAUAACAUAGCUAAUACAUCAGAUAUCAAAUCGUCUAAUGAAAAUAUAAACAGUGCAUCGCGCAAGAAUGUAUGUGUUCCAUUAAAAGACGCAAUUUACAAAAACGCUGACUGUGUUGCAAAUAUGCAGGAUCACUUACUUAAAUCCAAUGAUCUGGGUGUUACUUCGUCUUUACAACCAGAUACAUGUGCAGAGUGCGAUGCUGAUGAUUCACAGGCAACUAAGACAAGUGCUAAAUAUGACAUAUUCAGCAGGAUUUUAGAUGUAUACAAGGCAUGCAGUUGUAAAAUAUGUAACUGCGUCACAUCCAAAGUUAACUCUUUUAAACAAGGAAGAAAAUACUGCGAAUGCAAACCGUGUCAGUGUGAAAGCUGCGAAUUAAUGAACGAAAAUAUAAAAGGAGCAGACGAAAAUAAAGACGCGUCUAACAAAACUACCACUUGCAAAUGCGAUCCAUGUGAGUGUAUUGUUUGUAAAAAUAAAAUUACCACCGAAACUGAAACGUGUGCAUGUAAACCUUGCAAAUGUGAAAAAUGCGUCCAUGGAAAUAAAAAUCAAAACUACACAGUCGGUCACACAGUACUCAUGGCUGUUGGAGAACAAAAUCAGAUGCAAAACCCGUGUAAAUGCGCCCCUUGUGAAUGUUUGAACUGCCAGAGCCGGCCAACUAUCGUGCAACCGGUGCUCAUGACUAACGAGAUGUCAACGUGUAUUGCUGUGCAUCCGAAUUGCCAUUGCGACUUGGCCACGUGUCCUCAAGCCACGUGUCUCCCGGACGACCAGCCGGCGUGUAGCUGCGUACGGGCUAGUCGGGUCAUGCAAAAGCCAACCACAGGACAUAACGACCGAGAGUUCGAUGUACACAUCGCUUCAGUGCCAACCCGUGAUAUCAACAACCACAGACUAAAUACUUUUAAAGAACUUCUUGCUGAGAAUGAAGAUUUUGAUCGAAACUAUCCUGAAAAAUCUGAAUACGGUCAAGUACGUUCGUUUGUAUACAACGGUCAUCAUAUAGACUCAAUUGUUGCGAAGCCUAGGAACAUCAAUAGAUUAGAGGAAUCAUAUUUCCCAAAUUUAAGAACCAAUUUUCAAGAUUAUAAUUUGCAAUACUUGAGGACUUUACCUCCUUCAAAACAGUACCUUACCAAUGAUAUAUUUGGCCAUGAGUAUCUCAAUUUCAAAGAAUCUUCAAACCCACGGCAUUCAAUGGUUCAAAGGCUUAGUUAUAAUAACAAACGACCUGAAAAACUCAUUAACCAUAAAUACAAUAAGAGAGACCUUACACCUAGAUAUUACUUAAAGAGACGUGACACUAUAAGAUCUAAUGACGCUAUAGUGAAUAGUAUGUUUGAAACUCGCCGUACUAUUAAUGGCGACAUGGAAUACGAAUCAUCGAAUAUUGUGAAGAGUUCUUUCAGCAGCCACACUUCAGAUCCCACAUCAUUAGAACCAACUUUAAAAACAUAUAGCUUAUUUGAUAUUAAUACAUGCCCACCGGCCGAGUCUUUGAUCGCAGAAUACGAAUUGUGUGAACCAGAAAUCAGCGAUAAGGUACUAACCAAGAAAUCGAUUGAUUCCACGAACAUUACACAAGAAUCCAUAGGUAAAACAGUACAAGAUACAACAAAUAUACAAGUUGAGCUCAGUGAUAAAUUUAACAAAACUGUUUGUGAAAUUAAAGCUUGUAAUGCGAGAUUGGAAAGCACAGUUAGAGAAGCAAAGUAUUUCACAGAAAUAAUGACUAGCAUGCUGAGAAAAUUUGAAAUACUGAACCAAGAAAUCCAAAAUAUAGCAAGUCAAUUAUUAUCAAAUAGAUAUCGAUGGUAAACAUGUAAUUUAGUUUAUAGUCACAGAAAAAUUGCUUAUCAACAAAACUUUCCGAUUACGUUAAUGAUUUUACUAACUCAUGAAACUUCACAUUCUGUUGAAAAAAUAAUAAAAAAGAACAUCACGUUUGUUUAACAUUUA